Entrophospora candida is the source of this 2079-nucleotide messenger RNA. The record is from the annotation of a GenBank genome assembly. NCBI's taxonomy places the organism in Eukaryota, Fungi, Glomeromycota, Glomeromycetes, Entrophosporales, Entrophosporaceae.
AUGGCACAAGUACAGGCUGUUCAAACAUAUGGUCGUAAGAGAACUGCAACUGCAGUGGCACAUUGUAAAGCUGGCAAAGGUUUAAUCAAGAUCAAUGGAUCGCCAUUACAUUUAGUUGAACCAGAAAUUUUGAGAUUCAAAGUCUAUGAACCAAUUCUAAUCCUAGGUCAAGAUAAAUUUGCUAAAGUUGAUAUCAGAGUACGUGUAAAAGGUGGUGGUCAUACCUCACAGAUCUAUGCAAUUCGUCAAGCUAUUGCAAAAUCUAUUGUAGCCUAUUAUCAAAAAUAUGUUGAUGAGGCUCAAAAAAAAGAGAUCAAAAAUACUUUGAUUCAGUAUGAUAGGAGCUUGUUGGUAUCUGAUCCUCGUCGUUGUGAACCUAAAAAGUUUGGUGGUGUUGGUGCUCGUGCAAGAUACCAAAAAUCUUACCAUAAAGGUUCUGUCUUAAUCUUUUUGCUUAAUGAGGAAGAUUCAGUUCCAUCUGUUUCAGAAGACUCGUUUUUAUCGUUUUACUUGAUGAUGCAAAUUAUUUUAGCCAUUUCGCUUGAUGCUACAGCUAAUGUGGAAAUCCCCCCUUUAAAGAAAGUUCCAAGUAAAGAAGUUGCAUUCACAACUGAUAAAUAUCCAACUUUACAAAGAAAUCCAAAUUUUAACCAACUUUCUUCAGAGGAUAUUUUGUUUUUCAAGUCAAUAUUACCUUCUAAUAGUCUAAUCAUUGAUAAUGGAAAUAAUUCUGAUGAUCUAGCACCUUAUAACUUAGAUUGGAUGAAAAAAUAUAGAGGAAAGUCUUGUUUAGUGGCUAAACCUAAAACAACACAACAAGUUUCCCAAUUGUUAAAAUAUUGUAAUGAAAAAAAGUUGGCUGUUGUACCUCAAGGCGGUAACACAGGACUUGUUGGUGGUGGUGUUCCAGUUUUUGAUGAAAUUAUUAUAAAUACUAGUAAUCUAAAUCAAAUAAAAAGUUUUGAUUCUAUUUCUGGGGUUCUUACAUGUGAUUCUGGCUGUAUCCUAGAGGUCCUUGAUAAUUAUUUGGCUGAACAAGGUUUUAUGAUGCCAUUAGAUUUGGGUGCAAAAGGAAGUUGUCAUAUUGGUGGUAAUGUUGCAACAAAUGCUGGUGGAUUAAGACUUUUACGAUAUGGAUCUUUGCAUGGCAGUGUACUAGGAUUAGAAAUUGUACUUCCAGAUGGGACAAUUUUAGAUAACCUUUCUACUCUUCGUAAAGACAAUACUGGUUAUGAUCUAAAACAAAUCUUUAUUGGGUCAGAAGGUACUCUUGGAAUAAUUACUGGUGUGUCUAUCUUAACACCUCAGCGUCCUAAAGCUGUUAAUGUUGCAAUAUUCGGAUUGAAUUCAUUUGAAAAUGUUCAAAAGGCAUUUAUUAAAUCAAAACAAGAGUUAUCAGAAAUUCUUUCUGCUUUUGAAUUCUGGGAUUUUUCUGCUCUUAAAUUGGUUGAAUCAAUUCACAUUCAAGGAACAAGAUUCCCAUUAGAAAAUAAAUAUCCCUUUUAUGUAUUAGUAGAAAUUAGUGGAUCAAAUAAGGAUCAUGAUGAAGAAAAACUUCAGAAUUACUUGGAAACUUUGUUAUCACAAGAAAUUGUAGAAAAUGGUGUUGUUGCACAAGAUGACACUCAAAUCAAAAAUUUUUGGACAUUUAGAGAAAUUAUUCCAGAAGCAUGUAGUAAAUCAGGUGCCGUUUAUAAAUAUGAUAUGUCAAUGCCAGUUCCAGUUCUUUAUCAGAUGGUAGAAGAUGUAAGAGAACGAUUGUCACAAGCUGGUGUUUUUGGUGAUGACAAGCCAGUAACUAAUGUGAUUGGUUAUGGUCAUAUAGGCGAUGGUAAUUUACAUUUGAAUAUUACUGCAAAUUCUUAUGAUUCUCAAAUUACCAAUCUUAUUGAACCAUAUGUUUACAAAUGGACAGAAAAACACAAGGGAUCUAUUUCAGCAGAACACGGACUUGGUUUUAUGAAAGCAAAUCAUAUUGGUUAUUCAAAAUCUAAACCAAUGAUUGAUAUGAUGAAAAAACUAAAAUCUAGCAUUGAUCCAAAUGGAAUAAUGAAUCCUUACAAAUUUUUUCCAAAUUAA